CAGACUAGUACUGAAAUGACUAAAGAUUUCCCGUUUACUAGUUUUUGUUCGCUUCAAUUUUCGUAAAUCAAGAUAUCUAGAUUUGAAAAUCUGAUUUGCGGGCGCGUUUCUGCGACACUAACCAGAUCUUACGGGCUAUUUUCCCGGCUACGCCUCACAUGGCGAGCAGCAAUGAGUCUGUCCUGGUCACAGGGGGAUCUGGCUUCAUCGGCACCCAAUGCAUUAUCCACUGUUUGACUGCCGGCUACCGAGUGAAGGCGACAGUCCGGUCGCUGAACCGUAAAGAGACCGUACUUCAAAUGCUUCAGGUUGCAGGUGCCCCGAAUCCCGAAAGUGUUUCAUUCGUGGAAGCCGACCUUACCAAGGAUGACGGCUGGAAAGAAGCUGUCCAAGAUUGCACUUAUGUCCUCCACGUCGCGUCUCCAUUUCCCGCAGAGGCCCCAAAAAAUGAGAAUGACCUGAUCAUUCCCGCCCGCGAUGGUACGCUCCGUGUACUACGAGCGGCUAGAGAUGCUGGAGUGAAGCGCGUUGUUGUGACAUCAUCCUAUGCUGCUAUAGGUCAUGGUCAUCGCAACCGGGACCCGACAACACCAUUUACCGAGCAAGACUGGACCGAUGUGGAUGGGCCUGGAGUCGGAGCUUACGAAAAGAGCAAGACUCUGGCUGAGCGCGCUGCAUGGGAUUUUAUCGAAAAAGAAGGAGGCAAUCUGGAGCUGUCUGUCGUGAACCCGGCCAAUGUCAUGGGACCCGUUCUGGGAUCGGACAUAUCUACUUCAAUUGAAGUUGCCAGCCGCAUGCUGAGUGGUGCAGUGCCAGGAUGCCCAAACAUCGAAUUCGGCAUCGUGGAUGUUCGCGAUGUUGCUGAUCUCCAUCUGCUCGCUAUGGCUCAUCCGAAAGCCAAAGGAGAACGAUUUCUGUGCAUGGCACCCCCCGCAAUGUCGAUCAAAGACAUGGCUUUGACUCUCCGCGAGAAACUGGGACCGAAGGCAAGGAAAGUUCCAACACGGACUAUUCCGGAUUUUGUGUUGAGGUUGCUUGGGCUGUUUGAUUCUGGAAUCGCCCUGGUGGUCCCAUUUCUGAGCGAGCCUCGUCCCGGAUCGAACGAGAAGGCUAAAACGUUGCUUGGCUGGAACCCUCGCUCGAAUGCUGAUGCGGUCGCUGCCACUGGAGAAAGCCUGAUUCGACUUGGGAUAGUGAAAAUAUAAGGAUUUUACUGGCCUUCUUAACUAUCUAAUUCUUUGCAUGACGGAAACUUCCAAAUCUUAGUAAUAGAAUGACUAACUACAAUCGAUAUAACUAGUUGAGUAUUUGUCUGAUACUAUUGACACAAUUGCGAUUUGCUUCAUCAUAUA
This is a messenger RNA of Penicillium brasilianum, 1352 nucleotides long. The record is from the annotation of a GenBank genome assembly. NCBI's taxonomy places the organism in Eukaryota, Fungi, Ascomycota, Eurotiomycetes, Eurotiales, Aspergillaceae.